This is a messenger RNA of Linderina pennispora, 3705 nucleotides long. RefSeq lists its product as uncharacterized. The record is from RefSeq and is a predicted model, not a curated record. The coding region runs from base 1 to 3705 and encodes 1234 amino acids. Lineage: Eukaryota; Fungi; Kickxellomycota; Kickxellomycetes; Kickxellales; Kickxellaceae. Gene Ontology annotation, biological process: positive regulation of GTPase activity. Gene Ontology annotation, molecular function: GTPase activator activity. The transcript has a single exon.
AUGGACGACGAGAACUACGAGAUAAUCGACUACACUGCAGCGUCGGCCUGGGAGAAGUUCAUUGCAGCACUUGAAGACACGCUGCUAAAGUGGGACUUGGGUGACGGCAAGACAGGCAGCUUUGACAUUGACCAGCUGCGGGAGAAAUGCCAAGCACUGACAGUCCGGCGGCGACAGGACCGGGACAGCGUACGCACAGAGCUUGCUCAGCUCUGUACACGCACCCAGCGCGUGGCCUUCCGCGGCACUGCAUAUACGCUGACAUUAUCGGUGCACCCGCUCUUGGCCUCCCCACAGACAGAGAACCCUGCGGAAAAGGCCACCAGAUUUUACGGGCUGUUCCCGCCCAUCUAUGCGACAGAACUAGAGGUUGACCGCGGCUACAAAGAGGCAGAACCAACAUGGCAUCCGAUGCACCGCUGGACAGGCAGCAGCAUGAUUGUGUUUCUAGCAUACGCUGGCGACGAGGACGGCGCCUGGGACGACGAUCUCUUGGAUGCUUCUGAGGGCAGUCCAUCGGCAGCUGGAGACUAUAGCGUGUCGUUGGACACUGCCAAGAUUCUCAUGUCGUCGUUGAAUAUUGCGGCGCGGAAUGUGCGAUGUCGGCUGCCGAUGUUUGUGCCUGUGGGCGACGCAUGGCGGUUCCUGUUCACUGGUCGGUCACUCGACAAGGCUGUGAGCGUGUCUGCCAAGGACGGCAAACCUAGCGGCGCCCUGGUUGCCGACACAAAGUUUGACUCGAUCUAUCUCGCCCAGGCUCCGUCUGCGUACCUCCAGCUUAACGGGCUCUUGGAGCUAUUUGCUGGGUCAUUCAAAUUGGCUUCAUACUUCAAGCAGCUCGGCGGCAGCAACGGUACCCAGACAGAGGAGCAAAAGUGGGCCAUUCUAGCUAGCAACGUGCAGCUUGCCGCGUUGCAUGCCUACCAUAUCACCAACACGUAUAACCGCGACUGGAACCGACAGUCGGCAGACUUUCACUACCGCCAAGGCGACCUCAACGUGGGGCCAGCCAACGACCCGCUGCGAACUAUGCGACUAAGUGCUUGCUUCCAACCGGCUCCCUGCAGCACAUACAUUAGCCCCCAGGCUGUUGGUCGCGAUCGGCUGUAUUUGAAAACGGCGACAGCCUGGGCGUUAGCCGUGCAAUUCUUACCAGCGGACAUGGAGCGCACAAUGCUGACUGAGGCCCUCGAGGACGCUUUUGCUUCGUGGGCGCAGUCAGCCAGCAAUGCACACAGGCACCGGCACCUCGACCUAUCGGACCAGAUGGAGGCACAUGCCGAAGUCACUGGCGACAUGCUGAUCGACCUGUUUGGCUCCGCCAGUGGCUCGCUCAUACAGCCACCAGGUACAGAGGAGGCCGAGAGCGAUGCGGCGCGGCGCUGUGCGCUCGAGGAACGGCUGGAGACGGUCAUGGACGAGGUAUAUGCAGACACAGCACCACGGCCACUCAGCGUGGCACAGCUGAUCGCGCGCAUGCCACAUGGAGCCGCGGUCCCCUGCCACUCGCUGCUCUGGCGUCUAUGCGAAAUUGUGCUUGUGACCACAGCCAAGCGCUCGGCGGACUUUUGGCGCGCACCGUCGAUCAUGACUUUCCUGCGGCUACUGUGGGCUAUGACUGUCCGAGAAGUGCGCUGGCGAUGGGAGAACAGAGAAUUCAUACCGAAAAUUGCCAGUGCCAGCGAAUGCCGUGCGGCGAGGGAUGGCGCGGCCAGCUCGGGUAUGGAUACACCCAAUGCCAGUCUGCUGGGGCUUAGCACUGUGGCAGGCGAGCAGGCCAGCAAGUAUGAUGUGCAUUUGAGGUAUGCAUUGAUAUACCAAAAGCUGGAGAUGCUUAAUUGCUGUCAGGAGAGGCGGAAGGUGCGCCAGUCGCCGUCUCCUUCGCAUGUCGGCCAGGUCGAUGCCCGAGCUGCUGUUGCUGAUCAGAUUGCGCCGCCUGAAGACAUACUGGCGCAAGGGGAUGGAAGUGUCGACCAGGAUCCAGCAGCAAACAGCAGCCUGGCACAGCGGAUCCGCUCUCACGUCAAGGAUCAAAUUCGCAAACACAUUUCUAGCGAUACAGCUGGUUCAUCUGCUACCUCAGGGGGCAGCUGGGUGCCAGGCUCUCGCCUCAAUCGCCCGAUUGGCCGACUGCUUCAGUCAAUCCGUCCACAGGACGGCAGCGCUGCAGAGCCGUCACAGGGAUCAUCAGCCGAUCGGCUGUCGAUAACAGAGACUGUGCACAGGUCCCCAGCGGAAGUCGAUGGGUUUGAGGAUAUUGAUGAUGCCAUGGGCUCAGCCAGCGACAGCGACGGAUUUAUGUCAGCCGAAGAUGCAGAUUACCAGAGUGAGUCAGAGGAGAUCGAGAGCAACAGCAUUGCAUCGUUCGUCGACCGAACUACUGAAUCUGACCACACGAACAUGCAGUCGUCGUUUGGAACUGUGCGACUGCCACCCAAUGCCGUGCAGUUUACCAGCGACUCAUCCAGCAAGAGCAUGCCGAUCAGAAAUGAGAGACACGCACACGAGUCGUCCAACUAUGUUGAUCUGACAAUCUCAUCGAGCAUGGACUCGAACUCUGGAUUCCACCAUAUCAGCAAUGUGCACGAGAGCGAGCGACCAUCAGUCAUGACUAAUAGUCAGGGAACCACACCGGCUUCGCCAGCGAUCAAACAGCCAUCGCGUGCAUCCAGCAGCCCAGCUCCUCAACCCGAGUUGGCAGAUGGAGAGCGCGCUGGAGGGCUCAUGGCCUCAAGCACGAUGCGGAUUCUGGGCACCGACGAGCCGCUGUGGAUCCCCGAAAUCCAGCAACCACCAGUGAUGUCCGAGGACAUGCUGCGUGAGCGGGAGGCUAUCUUGAUCGGCCUAGGCACGUCCGAGGAAGGCACUGCGCAACGCGCUCGCCUGCAGUGCGCCGAGCUGAUUUCCGAUAUGGAGUCAUUCAAGGCAGCUAAUCCGAAAUGCGCUCUGGCAGACUUUGUCCGGUGGCACUCGCCGCGCGACUGGCUGGUGCCUGAAGGCGGCCAGGAGCAGGACGGCUGUCUGAGCCCACGCAUGUCCGAGAGCACAAACAAUCUGUGGCAGCAGCUGUGGAGCGAAGCGAGGCGCGUGCCCGCAAAGCUGCAAAAGCCGCUGUUUGACUGCGAGAUGGAGGCUGAAAAGGCCCUGCACUACCUAGAAGGCGUCCCCGUGUACUCUCUGUUCACCGGCCUCCUGCCGACCAUAUUUACUAUUGCCUACGAGCGGCUGUACCGCCAGCCGAUCAUCCAUCGCCUGCCUGUCCUGCGCUCGCGACUGGUGGCUCUAGGGGUCAAGAUGCUGCGCGAUGUUGACUGGGCAACGGCUGACCCUGACAGCCCCGCAUACAGUUCCAUUCUCGACGACAUUGAAUCGCUUGAGGUACAGACGAGCAGGUGUAUUGCACUUCUGCACAAGUUCCCGGAUCAGCUCAGGCUUGUAGAGCGGCUUGUGUGCUCUGGCCAGACCAGCGUCGAUGAUCGGCGCGAGCAGCGCGUGGUGCUGAAGGCCCUGGGGCAGUUCAAUAUUGCAGCCAUGGCGCCAAAGCGUCGCGAAUACGUGUUUACUGCCAACACAUUAGGCAUUGGUUCGUCAAGCGAGGAGGCGAGUGAAACCAGCAGGUUUGCCCAGCGCAUGCAUGUAGUAAUUGAGGAGGGCUCGUCGAUUCGAGUCGUCAACAGCCGGACCAAGGUCCAGUGCAGCUUAUAG